Messenger RNA from Octodon degus (degu), 5175 nucleotides. RefSeq names its product serine/threonine-protein kinase PAK 6. The transcript is spliced from 11 exons. The coding region runs from base 1733 to 3781 and encodes 682 amino acids. Gene Ontology annotation, molecular function: protein serine/threonine kinase activity; ATP binding. Gene Ontology annotation, biological process: regulation of MAPK cascade; protein phosphorylation; intracellular signal transduction. Gene Ontology annotation, cellular component: cytoplasm. NCBI's taxonomy places the organism in Eukaryota, Metazoa, Chordata, Mammalia, Rodentia, Octodontidae. The record is from RefSeq and is a predicted model, not a curated record.
UAUGUAUCUCUUGUGCCUCCUUAGAUGGGCGGAUGUGAAGCUGUCCACCUGGCUGCCAAGCACUGGCUGGUCGGGGUGGUGGACCAGGCUGCUGCUCAAAGCCACAGGCAAGAGGUGUUUCAGCGGAGUGGCACACACUUAGAGGGCAGGGACAUGAAGGGCACCGGGGCUACGGUUUGGGCACUAUGCAGUUGGACAUAGGGAGAAGAAAAGGAGCCAGUGAGGCACCCCGAGGCUCAAGACAGGGAGGACACAAGCAGACAGCUUCCCUGGUGCUCUGGGGCAGCUGGUGGGUGGGCACUUCCAGGAGUUGAUGCUACCUUCCCUACAAAUGCCCCUGUUUCUGAUCAGGGCCAAAAAACAAAGGGGCCUUGUAGAGUGGCUGGCUUCUGGUCCCUGCCAACCAGGACUCUGUCACCCGCCCUGCCUGGCACCAUCCCCUCCCCCAGCCCCAGAAGCUACUCUUUGCCCUUCACAGCAAAACCAGAGGAGACACAAAGCAGAGCUCAGCCCAGCUGUGGCCAGCACCUGCCAAGUCUGAGUCCUGCAGCUUCAAACCUGGGGGAGCUGGUGGGGAGCUACAGAGGUGGGGAGGUGCAAGAGUAGGGUGGAUGACAAGAGGCUCCCCUGAGCAGCCUGGCAGCCCUUCCUCUCCCUUUCCCUCAAUAGAGGAAGGCAGAGAAAAACGUGUUCUUAUAAAUAGCUCCAGCCCAGCUGAUUUGUAAAAUCAGUGGGUUUUUUUCUGUGUCAAUGACAUCACCCUCCUCCCCAUGGCAACCCCCAACGAUAUCAAAAUUGCCAAGCAACGUUGGAGCAGCUCGCGCCCCAAAUGAGCAGGUCGCUGCCUGAGGAUUUAAUGGAGAAAUCCUAACGUGAGCGGUGCAGGUGGAGGAAGGGCGACCGGGGUAGGGUUUCGGCCGAUAGGCCAGGGCCGGCGGGAGGGGCCGCCUCCUCCCUGCCAGGGAGCGCGGACUCGCGAAGACUGUGAGGCCCGCUGCCUCUGACGAUGGAUGGGGGAGGGUACUGCUCCCUUCCUGACACGCCAGGAGCCGCAAGCAGCCAUCCAGGUGACUAAGCCGGCCCACCGCCACUGAGUCACCCGCCCUCCACAGCUUUUUUUCCUUCCCUUUUACAUUUGAUUAUUUUGGGAGCUGAAAACUUGGAGCUGCACCUGAGUCCCGCCCCUUCUAGCUCUCCCCUCCCUACCUCGGCUUGGAGGAAGAUGAGACUUGCUAGGAAUCUGCCGCCACCCCCUGAGGACACGGAAGGCUCGAUGGAGGGGGCCAGAGGUGCCUGGGAAAAGACCGCAGCCGGCAGAGUGCAAUAGCAGACAUGGUGAUCCGGCUGCCUGGGUGUCCUCCGGAGGUGUCAGGAGAGAAGGGGAGCCUUGUCCCCGCCGACUGGAGUCCUCCCCGGGCUGGCUUUGAAUGGGCCUCUCACAGGAAUGUUUCUGUAAAGGAGUGGCUUCUAAGGUCAGAGUGGCAUUUGAAGAGCCAGCCUGGGUUGGCUUAGGCAGGCCUGUGCAGGGAGCAUCACUUCCUGGGCUGGAGACAAGCACCAGCCUGCUGCAGGAGAACGUGAGGCCCACCUGCCCAGAAGGCGUGGCCAAGGCCUGCGAAGGACCGGCCCGGGAGGCUCCUUGAUCCUCCUGCUCCUCUGCGCCUAAGAGAGCUGACCGCUGACACGAGGAGGCUCGAGGAAGAGGAGGCGAAGGAAGCAGCCCAGAGGCACCAUGUUCCGCAAGAAAAAGAAGAAACGUCCUGAGAUCUCCGCCCCACAGAACUUCCAACACCGUGUCCACACUUCCUUUGACCCCAAAGAGGGCAAGUUUGUGGGCCUCCCGCCACAAUGGCAGAACAUCCUGGACACGCUGCGCCGGCCCAAGCCAGUGGUGGACCCUUCACGCAUCACUCGUGUGCAGCUUCAGCCCAUGAAGACAGUGGUGCGGGGCAGUUCCGUGCCCAUGGAUGGCUAUAUCUCAGGGCUGCUCAAUGACAUCCAGAAGCUGUCAGUCACCAGCUCCAACACCCUGCGUGGCCGCAGCCCCACCAGUCGGCGGCGGGCGCAGUCCCUGGGGCUGCUAGGGGAUGAGCUCUGGGCCACUGACCCAGACAUGUACCUCCAGAGCCCCCAGUCUGAGCGCACUGACCCCCAUGGUCUCUACCUCAGCUGCAAUGGGGGCACACCAGCAGGUCAUAGGCAGAUGCCAUGGCCCGAGCCACAGAGCCCGCGGGUCCUGCCCAAUGGGCUGGCCACCAAGGCACAGUCCCUGGGGCCUGCUGAGUUCCAAGGUGCCUCGCAGCGCUGCCUGCAGCUGGGUGCCUGCCUGCAGAGUUCCCCGCCCAGCUCUUCACCCCCCACAGCCUCAGGGAGGCGUGGGGUGAAGGCCGCCAAGCAUGGCUCCGAAGAGGCCCGACCACAGUCCUGCCUGGUGGGCUCAGCCUCAGGCAGGCCAGGUGGGGAAGGCAGCCCAAGUCCCAAGACCCAAGAGAACAGCCUCAAGCGCAGGCUCUUCCGAAGCAUGUUCCUGUCUACCCCUGCCACGGCUCCUCCAGGCAGCAGCAAGCCAGGCCCUGUACCACAAAGCAAGCCCAGCUCUGCUUUCCGACCACCACAGAAGGACUCUCCGCCCAGCCUGGUGGCCAAGGCCCAGUCCUUACCCUCAGACCAGCCCACGGGGACCUUUAGUCCUCUGCCUGCCUUGGACACCAGCAGCCCGCCGCAGUCCUUCUUCCGCACAGCCCCAGCUGCUGGCCCGCUCCCGGGCCGCUCUUCCCCGGCAGGCUCUCCCCGCACCCGGCAUGCCCAGAUCAGCACCAGCAACCUGUACCUGCCCCAGGAUCCCGCAGUGGCCAAGGGUGCCCUGGCUGGUGAGGACACGGGCAUUGUGACACACGAGCAGUUCAAGGCUGCACUCAGGAUGGUGGUGGACCAGGGUGACCCCCGGCUACUGCUGGACAGCUAUGUGAAGAUUGGAGAGGGCUCCACGGGCAUUGUGUGCCUGGCCCGGGAGAAGCACUCAGGCCGGCAGGUGGCCGUCAAGAUGAUGGACCUCAGGAAGCAGCAGCGCAGGGAGCUGCUCUUUAAUGAGGUGGUGAUCAUGCGGGACUACCAGCACCUCAAUGUGGUGGAGAUGUACAAGAGUUACCUGGUGGGAGAGGAGCUGUGGGUGCUGAUGGAGUUCCUGCAGGGCGGGGCCCUCACAGACAUCAUCUCCCAAGUCAGGUUAAAUGAGGAGCAGAUUGCCACUGUGUGUGAGGCUGUGCUGCAGGCCCUGGCUUACCUGCAUGGCCAGGGUGUCAUCCACCGAGACAUCAAGAGUGACUCCAUCCUGCUGACCCUCGAUGGGAGGGUGAAGCUCUCGGACUUUGGAUUCUGUGCUCAGAUCAGCAAAGAUGUCCCCAAAAGGAAGUCCCUGGUGGGAACCCCCUAUUGGAUGGCUCCUGAAGUGAUCUCCAGGUCUCUAUAUGCCACUGAGGUGGAUAUCUGGUCUCUGGGCAUCAUGGUGAUUGAGAUGGUGGAUGGGGAGCCCCCCUACUUCAGUGACUCGCCUGUGCAAGCCAUGAAGAGGCUCCGGGACAGCCCCCCACCCAAGCUGAAAAACUCUCACAAGGUCUCUCCAGUGCUUCGAGACUUCCUGGAACGGAUGCUGGUGCGGGAGCCCCAGGAGCGAGCCACAGCGCAGGAGCUUCUGGAUCACCCCUUCCUGCUGCAGAUGGGGCUGCCUGAGUGCCUGGUGCCCCUAAUUCAGCUCUACCGCAAGCAGACCUCCACCUGCUGAGCCCACCCUCAAAGUGCGCCUGCCACCUGUGCCCACAGGCAGGGGACACUGGGCAGCCAGCUUGCUGGCAGGGCCCGCCUGCCUCAUUCUCUCAGUAUUCUCUCCAAAGAUUGAAUGUGAAGUCCCACCCCUAUGCUCCUGCCAUUCUGCCCAUUGGGCCAGGCUGGACCUGCCCCAUGAGUCUCGCUCCGUCCCCACAGUCCCUACUUCCUUUGGGAUGAUCGAGACCCCUUCUGCAGGAUGACCCCUUGUUAUUUGCACAGGAAUAUUUCUAAGAAACCUGGAGACCAGCGCUCCUGGCCUCUGUGGCCAGCACAGCAGAACAGGCUGCUGUGGGAUUUUUAAAGGUAGUAGUAGUACACUAGCACCCUGGGCUUUCCCAGAGGGCCAGCUGCCCAUCUCAUGUCAAUACUUGCUGUUCUCAGCUCCAUCUUCAAACCUUGGCAUCUCAGAAGGCCCUGGGAAGGUUUCUAUUACCCGAAUCCUCUUUCCCCCCACCUUGGCCUGACUUCCUGCAGGCAUUCCCCUUCCUCACCUGCUCCUGUCCCCCUGAACCACCCUCCCUCCACAGCCUGCUUAUAGCUGUGGGUGGCCUGCAUCUUGGCCACAGGAGAAGGGGUGGCGGGGGGCAUUUUCUGAGUGAAAGAAUGCAAUUAGUGGUAAAAGUGGCCUCACUUUACAGUAUGGAGAGAACAUCGUGUGCACAUGAGUAAGGGAAGGAAGGUCGCCCCAAUGGGCUGGGUCCCUUUGGUUACCCACAGCCAGCUUCAGGGGGCUGCCACAUCUUCCCACCAAAGUCCACUCUGAAGGUCUUGUUUUUUUAGCCUGGCUCUCAAGUUCCAUGUUUCUCCCUAACCAGCAAAGGGGUUUAAAUGGAGUCUAACACUUGCUGGGUACUCGUGAGACCUCUGAGGUUCUCAUAUACUGUGGAGUCUGAGAGCCAGAGACAAGAGAUAAGGGAAUAAACUUUGUUUCAUCUGUCACCUUCAUCUUUUAUCCAGGUCAUCAGAGACCUGUCGUUCUUUUUAGAAUCCCAGGUUGGGGCAGGAGGCAAACCACCACCUGGGGUUCCAUCACCCUGAAGAAAUGGGACACCCCAUUGUGUGAACCUGCUGUCCCCUGCUGCCUCUGCAGCAGACACCUGCCACCUUGUCCUCCCUCCCUGCCUUCCAGGCUGUUGUGGGACAGGGAAAGCCAGGGAAAUACCAGGUGUCAGGACUCAAUCCAGAUCAUAUUUUUAGAUUCCUCUGUCCCCUUGUGGCCUGCUUUAGGGCAAAGAAAUUGCAAGGACUUUUUUUUUUUAAAGGUCAGAGUUUUAAAAACAAAAGCAUCUUCCCUAGAAAAUUUUUGUGAAUUGUUUGCACUUGUGCCUGUUUUAAAUUAAACUGAGUGUU